UCCCUUCCGCAGGAAGCGGAAGACUGAUAGGGUGGGCGGCCCUUUGUCGAAGCUAGAGGACCGGCAGGCGGCAGCAGCAACUACGGCGGCGGCGGCAGAACCCAGCAGUGAUGUGGAGGUGGAGACCCACAGGAGCCCCGGACUUCACCUGAGCUACCUCAGCAGUCACCAAGGGUGGCAAGAAAAAGAAGAAAGCCCUGAGUUGGGGACCAGGAUGCCUGACCGGGACAACUAUGCCAACGGCACUGGGAACAGCGGUGGAGGCCCUGGAGGUGGUGGCAGUGAGGAGGCCAGUGGGACGGGGACAGGCAGUGGGGGGGCCACCUCAGAUGCCAUCUGUAGAGACUUCCUGAGGAAUGUGUGCAAGCGAGGCAAGCGUUGUCGAUACCGCCACCCAGACAUGAGCGAAGUAUCUAACUUGGGAGUGAGCAAAAAUGAAUUUAUCUUCUGCCAUGACUUCCAGAACAAGGAGUGUAGCCGCCCAAACUGCCGUUUCAUCCAUGGCUCAAAGGAGGAUGAGGAUGGCUAUAAGAAGACAGGAGAGCUUCCUCCGCGACUGAAGCAAAAAGUGGCAGCUGGGUUGGGUCUUUCACCCGCCGACCUACCCAAUGGCAAGGAAGAGGUCCCUAUUUGCCGUGACUUCCUCAAAGGUGACUGUCAGAGAGGAAGCAAGUGCAAGUUCCGUCACCUUCAACGAGAUUUUGAGUUUGAUGCUCGAGGUGGAGGAGGCACUGGAGGUGGGGGCUCAACAGGCUCCGUUCCCCCAGGACGACGCCAUGAUCUCUAUGAUAUCUAUGACCUUCCUGACAGGGGUUUUGAGGACCAUGAACCAGGCCCCAAGCGCCGGCGAGGUGGAUGCUGCCCUCCUGAUGGCCCCCAUUUUGAGUCCUAUGAAUAUAACUUGGCUCCGCCCCGAGGGGUAGAAUGCAGACUGCUAGAGGAGGAGAAUGCCAUGCUCAGGAAACGUGUGGAGGAGCUAAAGAAGCAGGUCAGCAACUUGCUGGCCACCAAUGAGGUACUUCUGGAACAAAAUGCCCAAUUCCGAAAUCAGGCCAAGGUCAUGACCCUGAGCUCCACUGCACCAGCAACUGAGCAAACUCUGGCCCCCACUGUGGGCACUGUCGCCACCUUUAACCAUGGCAUUGCCCAGACUCACACUACUCUCAGCAGCCAGGCCCUACAGCCUCGUCCUGUGUCCCAGCAAGAACUUGUGGCCCCUGCAGGUGCUCCAGCUGCUCCCCCAACUAAUGCUGCACCUCCUGCAGCUCCACCGCCCCCACCCCCACACUUGAACCCAGAGAUCACGCCACUGUCAGCUGCUCUGGCUCAAACAAUUGCCCAGGGGAUGGCACCUCCACCUGUCUCCAUGGCCCCUGUAGCUGUGUCUGUGGCUCCCGUAGCUCCUGUGGCUGUGUCGAUGGCGCAGCCCUUGGCAGGAAUCACAAUGAGCCACACUACCACUCCCAUGGUGACUUACCCCAUUGCUUCCCAGAGCAUGCGCAUCACAGCCAUGCCACACUGAAGGGGCUAAUGGAUGAUCCCCUGGUAUGGCCUCUCCUGGCUGGGAACAAAGCGCCCUCCCCACUUGCCUAGCCCUCCCAGACUCUGUCCAAAGGGCCCCCUCAGGAACGAGGACAAGAGACUAUAAGGAACGUACUUCCUAGGAGCUUUUCCUGAGGCAAGUUGGGUUGGUGUGUUCUCUUAUCUCCCCUUUAAGAGGGUCUUGUCCUUCCUUCAGGCCUCGCUCAGUGGAGCCUUACACAGGAGAUCAGACUGAAGCCAGCAGACAGAAAGGACUAAGGGGCUGUGUUCUCUAAUAGGAAGAUGGGGCCAUCCCUGAUCUUGUCUUCACUUGUGAGCAACACAGGUUCCAGCACUGCACUGGUUUGGGAAGAAAAAGAUACCCCACCAGAGGGAGAGCCAGGAAAGACUGGGAAGUGGAUGGUCAGGAGAGAAGGCCUUAUGCGAGUUUUCAGAUGAUUUGGGGCCCAGCUGGAUUGGAUAAAACAGGAAUUGCUCCUGGGCCCCUGGGAAGGCCAGGACCAUAGUACUCCAACCCAAAGACCAGGGGAGCAUUCACUUACCUAGCUUGGCCUGGAAAUCUGUAGGGCAGGGCCCACUACUUUCCAAAGAAAUAAAAGAUUAUUUUUUACAAA
This is a messenger RNA of Nannospalax galili (Upper Galilee mountains blind mole rat), 2156 nucleotides long. RefSeq names its product zinc finger CCCH-type containing 10 (gene Zc3h10). NCBI's taxonomy places the organism in Eukaryota, Metazoa, Chordata, Mammalia, Rodentia, Spalacidae. The transcript has 3 exons. The record is from RefSeq and is a predicted model, not a curated record. The coding region runs from base 215 to 1522 and encodes 435 amino acids. Gene Ontology annotation, molecular function: metal ion binding.